AUGGCAUCUGCCCCCCUCCGCUCCGGAGCGCCCCUCCUGCGCCUCCGCAAUCUGCAAUCAACCCGAGUGGCCCGCAUCAUCACACCACCUCGCGCUUUGUACAGCAUCUUAUCCAGAAACACUCGCCAACACCCCAAUGCAAAUCCCACAAAAACACUCACUCCAUUACAUACCACCCCAACACGCUCUCAACCACCAACCCCGCUCAUCAGAGCAUACUCAAGCCCCACACCCCCCAAACCAACAGCAGAUCUCCUAAUCGAAGAACUCCAAGACCUCUAUGAAAUCGCCAAAGACGAAUUCGAAAUCGCCACCGAAAGCACAGACGGUGCAACAAUCUACGCCGCCUCGGACCGGGACUCUGCGCGCGACGCGCUGAACCAGCUCUGCGCUGUGUAUCAUCUGUACACGGCUAGGCCAGGCGAGGAUGUCGAUAGUGGUGUUAGGAAUGUCGGGGGUCAAGUGGAGGGAGGAGGGGAGGCUGGAUCGGAGUUGGGCGAGGAUGCGUUUGUUGAGACGCAUUUUAAUCCGCAGGAGGUGGGGGGUGAGGUGCGUGAUGAGGUGAGGAGGAGGGUUGGGCAGCGGGUUAGGGAGUUGAGGAAUGCGGUUGAGAUUCUUGAGGAGAGGGCUCAUGCUGAAUGA
Messenger RNA from Penicillium daleae, 642 nucleotides. RefSeq lists its product as uncharacterized. The transcript has a single exon. The record is from RefSeq and is a predicted model, not a curated record. Bases 1 to 642 code for a protein of 213 amino acids. NCBI's taxonomy places the organism in Eukaryota, Fungi, Ascomycota, Eurotiomycetes, Eurotiales, Aspergillaceae.